Messenger RNA from Tachysurus vachellii, 2759 nucleotides. It is a transcript of the gene b3gnt5b, whose product is annotated as UDP-GlcNAc:betaGal beta-1,3-N-acetylglucosaminyltransferase 5b. The record is from RefSeq and is a predicted model, not a curated record. The coding region runs from base 337 to 1473 and encodes 378 amino acids. Gene Ontology annotation, biological process: brain development. Lineage: Eukaryota; Metazoa; Chordata; Actinopteri; Siluriformes; Bagridae. The transcript has 2 exons. Gene Ontology annotation, cellular component: membrane.
GGUUGCUAUGCUAACAUUCACUGAACCGGGAGGUGCAGAGGGACAUAAUCUGCCUCUCGUCCUCUCACUCAUCAUAAAUGACCGAUAAAUCCGUCACGUUUUGUUUUUACUUCACCUGAACACACGAAGUUAUUUUACCAGAUGUCCAUUUCUGAGGUAAAUAAGCAGGAGAAUCGGAAUGACAUCAUUGCUGCCGAAAGUGUCUUGAAAUGGUUUCAGCCUCAGGAUGGACUAUAAGAGAACUUUGUGCCAAACGAUGAUUCGGCAUAAAACAUAGUGAAGGCUUGUUUUACCCCCACUCUCGAACCCACGCCCGGAUGUGUAUAAGGGUCCAGAAUGUUUGCGUGUUUCCGGCGGAUCAAAAAAUGCCAACUCCGACAGCUGAUGAUGAUGUGCUUCCUGUUGUCUGUGAUCAAGGUGUACUGGGAAAGUCUUGACAAGAAUGUAUCUAAUCAUGUCAAGUCCUAUUCCUUCCGCCUGCUCAACAGCUUGGACUUUAUAAGUUCUAACCUAACAAUUAGUUACAAAGAAGCACAGAAGUUCAGCAAUCACCGUUACUUAAUAAACCACGAGGAGAAAUGUGCCAGCAAAGACGUGCUACUCUUGCUGCUCGUCAAAAGCUCUCCUGAAAACUUUGACAGGAGGCAGGCAAUCCGGUUGACGUGGGGCAACGAAGCCUACAUCCAGCAAAGAUUUGGUGUGACCGUGAGAGUGCUGUUUGCUCUUGGCAUCUACCCUCAACCAGUGAACAGAAGGAAGCUUCAGCACAGGUUGAUUGUGGAAGACAAAACAUACCAAGAUCUAAUUCAACAGGACUUUCUCGAUACCUUUCACAACCUCACGAUUAAGCUUCUUCUCCAGCUUGGCUGGACACACACAUAUUGCGAACAUGCACGCUUUCUCAUGUCUGCAGACGAUGACAUCUUCGUCCACAUGCCCAACUUGAUCCGCUACCUGCAGGAGAUCAACCGGACUAGUGUCAAAGACUUCUGGAUCGGCAAGGUGCACCGAGGCGCUCCACCCAUUCGUAAGAAAGAAAGCAAGUACUACGUGUCUCACGACAUAUACCCCUGGUUCCUGUAUCCUGAUUACACCCCCGGAGCUGGUUAUGUUGUUUCCAGAGACGUGGCCUCUAGAGUCUACCAAGCUUCCCUCACCUUAAACGCCUCUAUUUAUAUCGACGAUGUCUUCAUGGGCAUUUGCGCCAACGCGAUAGGGAUUUCGCCCCAAGAACACGUGUUCUUCUCAGGAGAGGGUAGGGCUCCUAACCACGUCUGCAUCUAUAACCAAAUGAUGACGUCCCAUGGACAUGUAAAGGACUUCCAUGAACUCUGGAAACUUGCAACAGAUCCCGAGGUGCAGCAGGUUUCUUCAGGACUUUUUGGAAAGCUGUACUGCACCAUAGCUAAAAUCAGACUCCUUUGUGCAUUACACACUGUAAACACCUACCCGUGUAAAGCAGCCUUUUUAUAGGACCUGGAUAGGUAUGAAAAACUACCCCAUCCCUGGAGAAGCCCUGUCCUCUUCAUCCAAUUUUUUUAAGAGAACACUGUUGAGCUAGAAGAUCUGUAUGUUUAUGUUUGAUGUUCUGGGGUUGGGGCCAUCUUGAAAUUAUUACACAACUAACUAAAACUCAUCCAUACCUUACUUUUAAAUAAUGACAUUUAUUACCUUGCACACCUUACAGUGUUUGUCUUGUUCCUUGACUUGUCGCAUGUUUUCUUUUUUACCAAAACCAGUGAGAGAAACCAACCACACUCUAGAAUCUUUGAGUCUCUUUUGAGAAGAAAAGUUUACGCCACACCCAUAUGAGUUUCUUCCCCCAAACUAUUGCCACAGAUUUGGAAGCACACGAUUGAAUAGCCAGCUCCAUGAAGACAUAGUGUGGAGGUUACAACUGGAGCGGAAGAACUUGUACAGAGCCCUGACUCCACACCUUUGGGAUGUAACACUGGAUGAAACACUUACUGUACCUCAACAUCAGCUCCUUUCUUCACUAAUACUUGUGUAGCUGAAUGAACCCACAAGAGAAGAGCGGAGCACAUGAGGGUGUGUUGGUCUGGUGUUGUAAAACCUUCCCCAGAUAUUGUACCAUUAACGGAUUUGAAAUUUGCCUCACAAGUUUUCAAGCUUCUGUCCGGCAUCUGGGUUUGGUUUGUACGAGCCUGCUGAAAACUGUAUGAAGUGCUAGUUCAGUGAUCGGAAUGUUUGCAGGCAAAAUCCCUGAAUCACCGAGCUGCCACUGCUGGACUCUUAAGCAAAAAAAAAUAAUAGAUGAACAGAAGUCACUCUGCAUAAAGGCGUCUUGUAGAUGCUAUAAAUGUAAAUGUUUUAUUAACACGUAUCGGUGCAGAGAAGCAUCGCAGACCUCGGGUCAGAAUGACGACAUCUUCCAUCGCAGUUAAAUCGUUUUUUUCCCCGAGUUCUUCUUUUACAUCUUUUUGUGAAAGGCUGUUUUGUAAUCGUAAACUUGUUACUGUAUGUGCGUCCUCCACCUAGAAAAAAAUAAAGGAAGUGUCUUGAUUCUGAGUCAAGUUUCAGAUCUCGAGGCUUGUUUCAAGUUUUGCAUGCAACAUCCGUGAGAAGUGACGCUCUCGUAAACUCAUCACUUGAAAACUUUUGAAACUUUUCACCGGUUUCACCAGCUGUUCCACAUUUGUUUUAAAGUCUCCAAAAUGUAAUCUAUUUAUACAUGUAUGAAAUUAAUGAAAAUGUCGAUUGAGGUCCUGGGCAAUCGUGCUGCAAAAGCUUUAGCUUGA